AUGGCUGUCGCUCGUUCUUUGGGAAGGGAUCUCACCACCGAAGAAUGGGAAUCUUCAGAGUUCCGGUUUGGGUUCAUUCCCAAACAUAGAGUGCAAAUCCCUCUACCUGAUGCAUCGCUUUACAGUCCUCCCAAGGGAAAAGUCGACAUCCCAAUCGCCUUGUUCAAGGCAGGUCUGCACUUUCCUACCACAAAUUUCUUCAACCUAAUUAUCCGGGAAUAUGUGUUUUCCGUGAGAGAGCUGACCCCUAUCACUAUAAACAAGAUAGUGGGUUUUGAACUCAUCCAUCGUGCCCUAGGCCGCCUGCCGACUGUUCUGACUUUCAAGCACUUCUUUAAUGCCUCUACUCAGUCGGGGACUCGAACCCUUUCUCAUCAGCAGGGAGUCCUUACUCUUAUCCAUGAUAAGAAGUCCAAGAAGAACUGCUACUCGAGGGUUAAGGUGUACGUCCACCACACUCCCACACUUUUUGGUGCUGACAAGGAACUGGCUGAUGUCCUAGAGAAGAUCAACAUCAAUGAUGAGGAUUGGCUUGACUGCUUCUUGGCUGCCGGCGGAGUGAGCGUCGAUUGGAGGGCUCGUGGGAAAAUUCCCGAGUUUUUCAUCGAGAAAGAGGGUAUUUCUCUUGCUCCUCUUCCCCCUCCCUCAACAUCAAUGGUGAGGAUUGGUUUGACUGCUUCUUGGCCGUCGGUGGAGUGA
Molecule: messenger RNA, 699 nt
Organism: Lactuca saligna
Lineage: Eukaryota; Viridiplantae; Streptophyta; Magnoliopsida; Asterales; Asteraceae
Source: the annotation of a GenBank genome assembly